Molecule: messenger RNA, 4289 nt
Organism: Chironomus riparius
Lineage: Eukaryota; Metazoa; Arthropoda; Insecta; Diptera; Chironomidae
Source: the annotation of a GenBank genome assembly
UCUAAAAGCAUAAAGUUUGCAAUUUUUUCAAUUUCAAUAAAAAGUUGUUUUUAAUGCAUUUUAUGCUGUUAUUAAGUAAAUGUUAAAUUUGUGAAAUGGGUAGAAAGAAAAAAGAAACAGCUGUAAAUAUAAAGAAGGAGUGAGUGACAAAGCGAAAGUAGAUGAAUCUAAAACCAUAAGAAAAGAAAAGAGUUAAUUAUAUAAAAUUUGAGCUACAACGAAACAUAUACGGUUAAUAAGCAUAAAUAAUUACUUAAUAAUAAUCCAGAAUCCCACUAGAAAUACACAAUAAUAGUAAUAAUGGAUCAUCAACAACAAAGUGAAGUCAGAAUAGUCAGUGCUCAAGUACUGGCUCAAUUACAGAAUGCUGGAUAUCAGGGAAGUGAAUUAAAUGCCGCGAUUAUGGCAAAUUCCCAGCCUCAAUCAGUAGUGCAGCAGAAUCAGGCACAAGCACAGGCUCAACAGAAUCAGAAUACAGUUCAACAGCCACAAGUUAUUACACUUCAACAAUUACAAAAUUUCCUCCCACAACAAGCGACGACAACGCAACAAAUUCAUCAAUUGAAUGCUAGCGAUGCAGCACAGUUACAGCAACAAGUUCAUGCAUUUCAACAAGCUCAAGCACAAGCCCAGGCACAAGCUCAAGCUGUCGCUAAUUCACCACAACAAAAUAAUCAACAAGCUCAGCAAAUUAAGACAAUUUUUACGUCUCCAAAUGGUCAACAGCAAGUCAUAAACCUCCCGCAGCAAUUUAUUCAAGUCAAAAACGAACAAAUGCCUCAACAAAUAAUCCAAUUAAAGCAACCUGACGGUUCCGUGACACAACAAAUCAUUCAAUUAAAGCCUAAUGAUAAUCAACAAAUGCAACAGCAACAAGCACAAACUCUUCAGCAAGUCCUACAAGGUGGACAAUUGAUUUCUGGACAUAAUGGAAUGUUUCAAAUCGUUCAGCCUGUCACAGUCGAUGGACAAGAAGCUUUAUUUAUACCGAAUCAAAUGGGAAAUCAACAAAUGCAACAAGCCUUUAUAACGCCGUCAGGACAAAUUGUACGUGGUCCACUAAUGUCUGCGCCCGGAAACUUCCUUCAUAAUAUGGCACAAACUGUCCAGUUACCGAAUGUUAAUAAUGGUGGACAAGCGACAUUAACAAUAUCGGGAACGAAUAUACAGAUUCCGUUGGGUCCAUCAGCAGCACAAAAUCAAGCACAGAAUCAAAAUCAGACGACGCAGCAGCAAAAUGCUCAAAAUUCCAAUUCUAGCGCUCAAAACACGUCGCAAUCGAACGUAAGUUCACAACAAAACACGUCAAGUUCGUCGCAAAAUCAAUCGAACACGCAACAAAAUCAAAAUAAUAGUAAUCAGCAGCAACAAGGUACUAUAUUUACUAUUCCAGGAACAAAUAAUACAAUCCAAAUACCUGCUAACUUUGCGGGACAAAGUGUACAAGUUCGUCCAACGAUGCCACAGGUCCUUCAAUUUCCCAUGCAAGCACAAACAAUUCCCGUUCAAGUUCCAAUUAAUGCGAAUGGACAGACGAUUUAUCAGACAGUUCACGUGCCAAUCCAGAAUUUCGGGAAUCAAAUGCCGCAAAUAAUACAGCCUCAAAUGCAGAUUAUUCCACAAUUUACACAGCAAGUUGCUAAUAUUAUAACGCCUUCUGGUCAAAUCCAGCAAGUUCAGUUGGCCAAUCUUCCUUUUCUUCAACAGCCUAAUGCAGCAGGACAGUCAAACUUUGGACAAUUACAAGCACAGCAGCCUCAGCAAGUAAAAGUUGAAGGACAGGAACAACAGCCAAUAACCAUAACGAAUGCACAAGGCCAACCGAUGACUGUAAUACCAGCAUCAGCUUUAAGACCCAAUCAAAAUGCAAAUAUUAUUCAAAUCCCUAAUUUUCCCUCAUCCCAACAAAUACAGCAUAUUCCAGGAAUAGGAAAUGUCCAAGUAAUAUCCGCAAAUGCUCUUAGUGGCGCCAAUUUUAUGGGACAGCCAUUACAAGUUCAACAAAUCCCUCAAUCUCCAAUGAUUCAAAAUCAGAUUCCUCAAAAUAUCCAGCCUGCAACAUCGACUGUAUCUACUCCUACAUCCCAAGCAUCAACGACUCAAACUAUUACAAUUACACCACAAUCAAUAAAGCAGGAUAAUGAGACGACACCUACAAAAUGGAUAGUAAAAUCAGCUGAAUCGGCUCCUGUAUUGAUUCAAGCAUCAUCUGCUUCCGUUUCGACAAGUCAGACACCAACGGUGACAACACAAAGUCAAACGACAUCAAUUAUGCCAACAAUUACGCAUAUUUCUUCUAUUCCAUCAUCCAGUACAAUUCAGCCUGUCACUAAAUCUAUUGUAGCUGCUUCUACAUCGAAUCAAAUUACUAUUCAGCCUGCACCUGUUACAAUUUCAUCGUCAGCAAGUGAAACUAAAACUACGUCCACAAAAAUGUCCACGACAAUUAGUGUAACGCCAGCACCGACACAACAAACUGUAAGUCAAACAUCUGUGAAUGUAAAUAUUAAUGUAAGCAGUGCUGAUGGAUCGGCAUCGCCCGAAGUAAAACCUAGAGUUCGUCGUGUAGCAUGCACUUGUCCGAAUUGUACACAACCUGAUCGAAAUACAGAUAGAAAGAAGCAGCACAUUUGUCAUGUGCCUGGAUGUAAUAAAGUUUAUGGAAAAACGUCGCAUUUGAGGGCACAUUUAAGAUGGCAUACAGGCGAGCGCCCUUUUGUCUGUAAUUGGGUAUUCUGUGGCAAGAGGUUUACGAGAUCUGACGAAUUGCAGAGGCACAGGAGAACGCACACUGGAGAAAAGAGAUUCCAGUGCACAGAAUGCUCAAAGAAAUUCAUGAGAUCUGACCACCUAUCUAAGCACUUGAGGACACAUACAAAGAAUCGUAAAGAUCUUAAAAUUGAAGACAUGAAGAUAAUCCUGGACUCAUCACAGCAACAAGAGUCUAAUGAGCAGCAAUUUGUCAUUAUUCAAUCACAGACGUUAGCUGGUAAAUCAAAACUUGAUUCCGAUGAUGCUGCUGAUGGACAAGAUGAAAUAGUUUAUGUCUUAAAGGAUGAGAAUACUGCCGAACAAUCAAGUGUAAUCCAAUUAGAUUCCAGUUGCGUAAAUCAAGAACAAUUUGUAUGGAUUGCAAAUGAUCAAGCUAAUGAUGGAACUACGCAAGUUCAAGCUGCAAAUACGCUGUAUACGAUUAAGGAACUAAACUAUUCGCAGGACAUAACAAACUCCACGCAAAGUGCAUCAUCUGAUAAUAGCAAUGACUCAAGCGAAGAGAAGAUGACGAUAGAAGAAAAUGACGUGGGCAACUAGCAUCAAGAGAAAUAUUUCAGUUUUGGUCCGUUUUGAUGGUAAGCUGGAAUAUUUUAAAGUAAACACGAAGAAACAAAAUUGCAUUAGAACCGAAUUGUGAUUCAGAGACACACGGUUCAUCACAUAUCAAAAAGUAUUUAAAAAUUGAAGAAAAUAGUCAUUCAAUGAAUGAUGAAUUGAUGGAUGGAAAUGUCGCAAAGGAUAUACAUAUUGUAUAUAGACGAAUUAAUUGUGAAAUAUUGUAAUGUGUGGCUUUAAGGAGUGUUAAAGGAAUGCUUGAAGAACUAGGAGCAUUUAGGUAAUAAGGAUUGCAGAGAUUCACAGCUAUGCUGACUGUCGAUCAACUACUAGAGUGCAUAUUAUGAUGAUCAGAUCUAAGAUAAGUCGUUUUCUGGUUUGGGAUAGUAUUAAGUAGCAACUGGAUGCUACAGAUAAUCAAACGUUAAUUUGAAAUUGUCAUCAAAAAAUAAAUAGAUUUCCUGAAAAACUUACCCAAUUGCCAGUAUCCAUUACACUUUGAUGUCCACACACCGUCGAAUAAUAUUAAUUGUAAUAAUUCGCGUUAAACUUUUUAUCUCAUUGGAGAUUCAUUUUUAUUUGUUAGUCAUUAAGUUCGUAAAUGUUCUCGUCAUUAAAUUUGAUACAAGAAUUGACCGUUGAUUUGUCAACUGAAAAAGAGAGAUGUGCGCAUUAAUUUUUUGCCAAAAAGGAUGCGCUUGAAAAAUUAGGAAAUUUCGUUUCGUUCUUUGUCGUUUUAGCUGAAAUUUUUAGCCAUAAAAACAAAAUUUGUUAAAAUUAAGACGUUUCGGUAACAAAUAAAAUUGAUGUUUCUGUAGUGUGUUAAGGUCCAAUUCUAUAGUUAAUGAUGUAAGUGUGCAUAACAUAAUCUCAUGAUAGUUUAUCUUGUAAAUAGGUUUCUGUAGUCGAUAAGUAAACUUUUUUUUACAUGUAUCAAUGUGUAAUUCACAAAAAUGACG